Dictyostelium purpureum is the source of this 771-nucleotide messenger RNA. RefSeq lists its product as uncharacterized. Gene Ontology annotation, cellular component: nucleus. The transcript is spliced from 3 exons. Bases 1 to 771 code for a protein of 256 amino acids. Lineage: Eukaryota; Evosea; Eumycetozoa; Dictyosteliales; Dictyosteliaceae. The record is from RefSeq and is a predicted model, not a curated record.
AUGAGUAAUAAAGAUAAAAAGAAAAUUUUUGCUCAAAGAGCUAGAAUCGGACAAAACCAAAGUGAAGAUAGAGAUAGAUUAUCAAUUGGUAGAUUUGCUGAUAGAAAUAAAGUCUAUGUUUCAAAAAAAAAAAUUGAAUUACAUAAAAAAGAAAAAGAGUUUAAAUCAAAAUAUGAAAGAUCUAAACAAAUAAAUAGAGAUGAUAAUAAAGCAGUAGCAGAUAUUUAUAGUCAAUAUCAAAAUAAUGAUCCAUUAUCAAGGUUUGCUACAGGUGAUAAUAAAAAAUAUUCAGAACUUAGCAGAAAAUCAAUUAGAGAAAAUAAAAAAAAUAAAAAGGGUGAUGAUUAUGAUCAAGAUACUAACGAUAAUGAUAAUGAAAAUGAAAAUGAAUAUUCAAAUAAAAUAAAUAAUAAAAAAGAAAAUAAUAAAAAUAAUAAUAAUAAUAAUAGUAAUAAUAAAAACGAUAAAAAUAUUGAUAAUAAAAACGAAAAUAAAAAAGAUGGAGAAGAGGCAAUGGACGAGAGAGAAACUAAUUUUUCAGUUCAAAAACAAUUUCAAUUAGCUAAACAGCAAUACUUAAAAGAGAAAAAAGAAAGGGAGGAAAUGUUUAAACAAAUAGAGGAAAAAAAAGAGCAAACUAAAAAACAUAUCCAACAAAAGAAAAAAGAGAAAUUUGCUGUAAUUUUAAAGAAAACUAAAAAAGGUCAACCUAUAAUGUCAAAUCAAAUUAAUAAGCUUUUAAGUAAACUCCAAAAAGAAGAAAACAAUUAA